UUUAAGAAACUGCGAAGCUCCUACAAGAACCACCAACAGGCUGGCCAGCAAAGUGGACAGCAGACUGGCCAGAACCAGAACCAGAACCAGCAACAGACCUACAACCCCUCGGGCUAUGUAAGUUGAUCAACUGUUGAUGCCCUUUUACCAACCCCGGUCUUUACUGAUGUAUAUGUUUCCAAACCAGGGAUCCCAAACCCAAGGUUCCUCGCAACAGCAACCGCCAUACCAAACUCCGCAGUACCAGGGAAAGCCCCAGAAGGCGGAUAAGGUUUCCGGGAUCCUAGGAAAACUCCAAGGUGUCGUGGCAGAAUACGGCAACGAUGUCGCUCAUAAGUUGGGAACUGCCCUCGAUCCCCAAGCUUAUGCGGAAUAUGGACAGAAACCACAGACGGAGCAUCGAUUUGGAAGCUUUGCUCCUUCGCGAGAGGGCAAUGAUGUGAAGUGGUAUGUUGAUGGUUGUAGUUACUUCUACGCCGUCUCCAAGGCUUUGGAAAGUGCGAAAGAUACCAUCUGGAUUUUGGAUUGGUGGCUUUCCCCAGAGCUGUACCUGAGAAGACCCCCUGCGAAGAACGAGCAAUACCGUCUCGACCGAAUGCUGUUGGCUGCCGCUCAGCGUGGAGUUAGAGUCAACAUCAUUGUUUACAAAGAGGUCGAGCAAGCAUUGACUUUGUCCUCCUCUCACACAAAGAAGGCUUUGGAAGACCUCCAUCCAAAUAUCGCGGUGUUCCGUCACCCUGAUCAUCUUCCCACUGGUCAUGAUGUGGCUGAAACAAUCGAAUCAUCUUUCAAGAACCUGACUUUGAAUGCGGCAGGUCUCUCCAAGUUGCCCGGGGAUGCCCUCAAAUCUCUGUAUGGUAUAAACGACGAUGUAAUCCUCUACUGGGCACACCACGAGAAGCUGUGCUUGAUUGAUGGUAAAACUGCAUUCAUGGGAGGCUUGGACCUGUGCUUCGGACGCUGGGAUACCAACCAACACGCAAUUUCAGACGCCCACCCAGCGAAGUUGGAUGAGAUUGUAUUCCCGGGCCAGGAUUACAACAACGCUCGGGUUCUCGAUUUCCAAGAUGUCGCUCAGUGGGAAAAGAACCAGUUGAGCCGAAAGGAAACUUCCCGUAUGGGAUGGUCUGAUAUAUCGAUGAGCUUGCAUGGUCAGGUAGUUGAAGAUCUGCGACGUCACUUUGUCGAGCGUUGGAACUUCAUCUACGAUUCCAAAUACCAAGCUCGCAACAUUGAAAAAUACUCCAGACUGGCCCUGUACGGACGGCCAAACUCGGCAAUUAGUCAAGGUUCCACCUCUUCGCAGCCUACGCCAUAUCAGAAGCCUGCUUCUGUAACACAACAACAGCAAGAGCAGCCGCAACAGCAACAACCACAAUGGCAAGCACAACAGCCGCAGGCACAGGCACAGCAGAAGCAGCAAGAACAACCAUCAUGGCAGCAACAGGCGCAACCGCAACAGGCGCAACCGCAACAGGCGCAGCAGCAGCCUAACGAAUUUCACAAUAAGCCUGGUGCCGUUUCGGCUUAUCCUCCGGCUCCAUCUACUGAUAGCCAGGGCCCACCAAGCUACGAAGAAUCUCAACCCCACGUUGCCAGCCAGCCACCACAGGGUGCUCCGCACUACACUUACACCGGUGAUUCGUUCCCACCACCGCCUCCUGGACCGCCACCAAGCCAAUCGCCUGUUCAGAACCAGAAUCAAGCUCAGGGCCACGCACAGAAUCAAGCGCCUUACUUCCCUCCCCCACCAACCCAGUCACCUACUCAAAACCAGACCCAGGGUCAGAAUCAAGCACCUUACUACCCUCCACCGCCAGGCCAAGAAGCGCAUCACAGCCAGACCCGGGGUGUUGGUGAACACCACGAGGGCACACGUGGAUUUGGUGACCUCGAGAGAGGAUUGGGUGGUCGUUUCAAGGAGUUUUCCCAGUAUGGAACCAGCCUUCGUGGCCAACUGGCGGGCCAAAUCCAUCAGUACCAGGACCGCUUGACUUCAUAUGGACAGCCCAACCCUCAGCCACGAGGCACCAUGGCUUGUCAGAUUGUGCGAAGCUGUGCCAAAUGGAGUCACGGUAGCGACACUGAGCAUUCUAUUCAGGACGCAUAUGCAGCGAUUAUCCGGAACAGUGAGCACUUCAUUUACAUUGAGAACCAGUUCUUCAUAACGGCAACUAGCGACGCCCAGAAACCGGUAAUGAACAAGAUCGGUUCUGCCAUUGUUGAGCGGAUUCUGCGCGCCGCUAAAGCGGGCCAGAAGUACAAGAUGGUUAUUGUGAUUCCAUCCGUUCCCUGCUUUGCGGGUGAUCUGAGUGACGAAUCGACACUGGGCACCCGCGCCAUCAUGGAAUUCCAAUACAAUUCCAUCAACCGUGGAGGUAACAGUAUCAUGGAGCUCAUUGCGAAGGAAGGCUACAACCCCAUGGAAUACAUCCGGUUUUACAACCUUCGCAACUACGAUCGCAUCAAUUUCAGCAGUACAAUGACUGAGGCUGAGCAGAGAAGCGGUGUUAAUUACGAAGAUGCGCGAAGGCAGCAGGACGUGAAUACCUCUGGACCAGGUGGCUAUGGUCCUGGUGCUCCUCGAACUGCCUUUGACACAUCAGCACCGUUCCAGAAAUACCAGCAAGCUGCCAACCAAGUUUCUGGUUCCGGGCCAUUGGCUUCGGGCAGAUGGGAUAGUGUUAGUGAAUGCUAUAUGCUCAACGGUGAGGAUAUUCGCAACGUGCCGUGGGAGGGUCCUCCUGAGGCCGAGAUCGAUGCGUUCGUGACUGAAGAGCUCUAUGUUCACUCCAAGGUCAUGGUCGCCGAUGACCGCAUCGUCAUCUGUGGAUCAGCCAAUUUGAACGACCGAUCCCAGCUUGGAGACCACGAUUCGGAGAUUGCGGUUAUUGUUGAGGACCACUCACCUAUCCAAUCGAAAAUGAACGGCAAGCCUUGGGUGGCAAGUCGCUUCGCGUCCUCUCUGCGUCGACAGCUGUUCCGCAAGCACCUCGGUCUCCUACCACCCCAGGACUACCGGCAACCAGACGCCAACUUCGAGCCUGUCGGUGUGCCCAACAAGGUUGAUUUCGACUCACCUGAAAGCCAGAUUGUCGCCGAUCCGCUUGCCGACACCCUCUACAGCCUGUGGAACACACGGGCGAGAACAAACACAGAAGUAUUCCGUAAGGUGUUCCACUCUGUGCCGGACGACACGAUCCGCAACUGGGCCACGUACAAGGAAUUUUAUGGAUAUUACUUCAACAAUGCGGACGACCAAGCGCAUGGUAAGGGAUGUUUUGAGAGGCAAUCCAGGUACAAGUAUGGCCAUGUCGUGCGAGAUGACUUCCCUCAGGGUCCAGAGGGAGUAAAGCAGGUGAAGGAGCUGCUCAGCCAAGUCAAGGGAACUUUGGUGGAAAUGCCUUUGAUGUUCUUGAUCGAGGAGGAUGUUGCGAAGGAGGGAUUGGCUCUGAAUGACUUGACAGAGCCAAUCUACACUUGAGCCAGCGAUUUUGGAUCUAUAUUUUGGAUACUCCAUAUUUAGUAUUGUUGUCUAUAUUUCAUUUACUAC
This is a messenger RNA of Aspergillus wentii DTO 134E9, 3553 nucleotides long. RefSeq names its product putative phospholipase D (PLD) (gene pld2). NCBI's taxonomy places the organism in Eukaryota, Fungi, Ascomycota, Eurotiomycetes, Eurotiales, Aspergillaceae. Gene Ontology annotation, molecular function: catalytic activity. Gene Ontology annotation, biological process: cell motility. The transcript is spliced from 4 exons. The record is from RefSeq and is a predicted model, not a curated record. The coding region runs from base 137 to 3484 and encodes 1115 amino acids.